AUGCAUCCCACUGUCGCCCGCGAGCUGGCGAAGCUCGACCCCGCGGUCCCUUUCCGCGCAUCCUCCGACCACCUGCAUCACACCUGGGCCAAGACCUUCUUCUCUCGACCGGAGCUUUACAUUCGCCCUCAAUCCAUCCCGGAGAUCCAGCAAUUGGUGACUCUCGCCCGCCGCUGUCGCCGUCGUCUCGUCACCGUCGGCAGCGGCCACUCGCCCUCCGACCUCACCUGCACCUCGUCCUGGCUCGUCAACCUCGAUGACUUCAACCGUAUUCUGCACGUCGAUCCCGAUACCCACGCUGUCACUGUCGAGGCCGGCAUUCGAUUGAGUGGACUGGGGGCUCGACUCGAGAAGGAGUAUGGGCUGACACUGGCAAACCUGGGGAGCAUCGAUAGUCAGUCAAUAGCUGGUGUUAUCGCGACGGGGACACAUGGCAGUUCGCUCCGACACGGCCUGCUCUCGGAGUGCAUCGAGUCCUUGAGCCUGGUCUUGCCAAAUGGACAACUCGUGCGCUGCAGCGCGUUCAACAACCCGUCUCUCUUCCGCGCCGCCUUGGUGUCUCUGGGAGCACUCGGAAUCGUCGUAGAGGUGACCUUCAAGGCUCGGCCGUCAUUCAAUAUUGCCUGGCGCCAGGAGCGAUACUCGUUGUCCCAGGUGCUGAAGGAAUGGUCCAACGGACUGUGGAACUCACACGAAUUCGUGCGUGUCUGGUGGCUUCCGUAUGAGAAGGGAGCGAUCGUCUGGCGAGCCGACAAGACCGACCAGCCGCUGCGCGAACCGCCGAGCAACUUCUACGGCGACUGGCUCGGGUAUCACAUCUACCGCAACCUGUUGGCGCUGUCGUCUUACUUCCCACGUAUCCUUCCGUGGGUGGAAUGGUUUGUUUUUGGAAUGCAAUAUGGAUUCCGGGCAGGAUCAAUUGUCACCGAGGCAGUUGAGCCCGCCCGCACUGGUCUGCUGAUGAACUGUCUAUAUUCGCAAUUCGUUAAUGAAUGGGCGCUGCCCCUCGAGGAGGGUCCCGAGGCCAUUAGCCGUCUGUCGGCGUGGCUGCAUGGGGACAUGAAGACCGCGCGCAUCCCCUUUUCCUCCAAGGGCCUGUGGGUGCAUUGCCCCGUCGAGGUGCGAGUGUCAGACUCGACGGCGAACACGAAUUUACGCCCUUUCCUCGACCCGACCUGCCACAACGGGCCCACGCUCUACUUGAAUGCAACACUCUAUCGCCCUUACCUUCGCGACCCGCCGUGCCGACGACGGUACUAUGAAGCGUUCGAGUGGCUCAUGCGGGACAUGGGCGCCCGACCUCACUGGGCGAAAAACUUCAACGUCCUUGACUCCACCGAGCUUCAUGACCUGUACGGCGAGGACAUGGAUGAAUGGUUGGCGGUGCGGCAGGAGGUCGACCCCGAGGGCAUGUUCCUCGGUGAAUGGCACCAACGAAAUCUUCCCCUGGUCGACAAGUCUCAGACUCCUGACCGAGGCGAUCGCCUGCCUCUGCUGGAACGCGAGAGCGAACGUCGCCGCCUGCGCAUCAGCGGCGCUGGUGACGGCAUCGAGUGGGUUGGUGAUCGCCGAUGGGAGAAUCACUCCGAAUUCGGCACAAACGAGAAGGAAGACGAACCGACCCACGACGCCUCCGUGUCCAGUCCCACCACCGCCACGAGCGAAGAGAGCUUUGAUUUGCUUGCAAAGGGUGAAGCGAGCAUCUUGCUCCCCGAUGCCAAACCCGCGUGA
Molecule: messenger RNA, 1731 nt
Organism: Penicillium argentinense
Lineage: Eukaryota; Fungi; Ascomycota; Eurotiomycetes; Eurotiales; Aspergillaceae
Product: D-arabinono-1,4-lactone oxidase
Exons: 1
Coding region: 1-1731 (576 amino acids)
Cellular component (GO): membrane; mitochondrion
Molecular function (GO): D-arabinono-1,4-lactone oxidase activity; FAD binding
Source: RefSeq, a predicted model, not a curated record